Molecule: messenger RNA, 868 nt
Organism: Teleopsis dalmanni
Lineage: Eukaryota; Metazoa; Arthropoda; Insecta; Diptera; Diopsidae
Product: heat shock factor-binding protein 1
Exons: 2
Coding region: 176-430 (84 amino acids)
Biological process (GO): cellular heat acclimation
Cellular component (GO): nucleus; cytosol
Molecular function (GO): transcription corepressor activity
Source: RefSeq, a predicted model, not a curated record
ACUUUAGCUGCUACAUUCAUUGCACAUAGUUUGCUUGAUUGGUGUGCGUGGGGAGACGUUGCAUAGCAGAAAAAUAAUAAUUGUAAUCAAAAAGAGGGAGAGCAAUUUUUAUUAUAAAUAUUUUAUAUAAAGUGUACUUGUAGUUAAUAAUAACACAUAAUCUACAAAAACAAACAUGACUGAUGUAAAAAAUGAUAUCGAUAGCGACUUGGACCAGAAUUAUUCACUCAACAGCAAUGCAGAUCCUAAAAACAUGCAAGAGCUAACAAUUUAUGUACAAAAUUUAUUGCAAAAUGUUCAGGACAAAUUCCAAACGAUGUCGGAUCAAAUAAUCACCCGCAUCGAUGAUAUGGGCAAUAGAAUAGAUGACUUGGAGAAGAGUAUUGCGGACCUUAUGAACCAAGCGGGUGUUGAGGGACCUGAAAAGUAAUUGUGUUAGAAAUAAUGCACUGAUGAGGCUGUUAACGAAUUCAUAAAGAACACUCAACUCUACUACUUCCCUCUCCAUACCAGUUUACAUUUAAUAUUUUAUACAAGUGAAAAUAAUAUUUAAAGAGAAAUUAUAUCAUUUUAAAAAUACAAUACGUAACAAGCACAGCCCAAAUAAAAUCAAUUAUUAUUAUUCUAAUUAUUCUAAUUAUUAUGAUUAUUAUUUUUAUUAUUAUUAUUAUAACUCUUAUUAUUCUUAUUGAUCUUAUAAUUAUAAAUGAAUUAUUUAUACAUUCAUACCUAAGAUGUACAUGCAUGCAUGCAUGCAUUCAUACAUAAAUAAUGUAGAGAUACGAAAAUAUUGUAUAUGCACAUAUAUAGGCACGAGAUAUUGAAAUUUCUUAAGCAAUCAAUAAAAGUUUUCUUACUUCCCCACUUA